AUGUCUAUCUUUUGUCGAUAUAUAGAUAACUUAGUUUGUUCACAUCUAUCUAUCUAUCUAUCUAUCUCAGUUUGUUCAUAUCUAUCUAUCUAUCUAUCUAUCUAUCUAUCUAUCUAUCUAUCUAUCUAUCUAUCUAUCUCAGUUUGUCCAUAUCUAUCUAUCUAUCUAUCUAUCUAUCUAUCUAUCUAUUUGUCCAUAUCUAUCUAUCUAUCUAUCUUUGUCCAUAUCUAUCUAUCUAUCUCAUUUGUCCAUAUCUAUCUAUCUAUCUAUCUAUCUAUCUAUCUAUCUAUCUAUCUAUCUAUCUAUCUAUCUCAUUUGUUCUAUUCUGUAUACUUCUAUAUCCACGUCAGAUAUCCCCGACCUCUCUCACCCUCUCUCUUCCCGCUUUGGAUUGGGGCCUUCUCUCCAGGGGAUGUAGUCGGCUCCUCCGAGAAGUCAACCCUUUAUUUUUGUCGUUUCUUUCUUUCUCUCUCUCUCCUCUCUCUCUCUCUCUCUGUCUUACUCUCCACAUUUUUCAUUCUCUUUUUCUUUCUAUCUGUCGUUCGAUCUAUCUUUUUCAGUUUGGUCAUUUCGGUUUAUCGAUCUCAUUAUCUAUCUAUCUAUCUAUCUAUCUAUCUAUAUAUAUAUAUAUAUAUUUCAGUUAAUAUAUAUGCAAGACUGAUCCUAUCUAUCUAUCUAUCAAGUGCUGAGGUUUAA
Messenger RNA from Acanthosepion pharaonis, 696 nucleotides. The record is from the annotation of a GenBank genome assembly. Lineage: Eukaryota; Metazoa; Mollusca; Cephalopoda; Sepiida; Sepiidae.